GCUAGUGUCGCAAAGACUUACGGUGACUUUUACUUGAGUUAAAAUCGAAACUGCCUCUUGAGAUAACAGCAUUCAUUCUGAGAGUUAUUCCUCUAACAACCACUUUAAGGACGUAUCUAAAUUUCUAGUUGUUAUUUCAUACUUUUAACGUAGUUCUUUUGAAGUGUUUUAUUUUGUUUGAAUGAAUUCUUCAUAAUAAGCAAAUUUCAUAUUUAUGUCAUGAAGUAAUGUUGAACAUACUUUGAAAUAGCUUACGAACGGUAUUAUAUUUAAAAAAAUUGAAUGUAUAUUCUGAGAAAAUUAACUUUGAUUUUACAUAUUGUUAUUUAGAAAAUAUUUAGACCUGAAGUUCUGGCUUCAAGAAAAUUGUUCCCAUCUUUUUUAAGGACGCUACAUGUUUUUUGUGCUGCCCAAGAGAAAAAGAUUCAAGAAUGGCUGAAACUGCUUUGAAAGUCUUGUGGAUUUUCCUGCUUCUUGAUGUAUCCAUUGCUGCUGUAUGUUUAAGGUAUCCACUGUGUUACUGCAGUACAAAUGCGCAGAGAGACACAAAAAUAUUUUGCAAAAACGUCACAGACAUAAAACCCAUCCAGUAUUUACUACAAAGAUAUGAUCGUGUGUACAGUCUUAGACUAGUUGCACCGGAAUUAAAUUCUCUUCCCAGUAAAGCCUUUUCAGGACACUUAAUAACAGUUCUCGAAAUAGAUGGACCUUUGGUGGACAUACCAGAUGAUGCACUUGCUGAUGUAAUCGGAUUAAAGAUUGUCAACUUUAUCGGUGGACAUUUUGGCACUAUCUCCAGUACGUUCUCGAAUGCAAACUUCAAGACAGUACAGCUGGUUCACGGCCUGUUGGAAAGCAUUAAAGAUCAGCUUCAGAAUAAUUUGUUGAUGACUGAUGCCUUAUUGUAUGACAACAAGAUUGACUAUAUUUCAACUGAUGCCUUCCUCAAUGCAAGGUCUUUGGAAUAUCUGAACUUGUCUCAUAACCUGCUCAGCAAUCUUGAUCCAGAUAUUUUCCCUCCAAUUCAUCAGCUGAAAAGCAUAGAUUUGUCAAACAACAAAUUAUUGACAGUGGAUGGUUACUUCAAUAACUUGAAUCCAAUGGUAAUAAAACUGUAUGGCAACAACCUGACAAACAUCGACAAUGCUUUCCAGAGUGGAAUGUGGUCUACAAAAGUGUUAGACAUUGGCGGCAAUCCUCAUCUGAAUAUAAGUUCUAUGACUUUUGAUAAUUUCAGAAACCUGGCCAUCCUGGGUCUCACUGACAAUAAUUUUGAUGAAUUAGAUCCCUAUCUUCUAAGUCACCUUAUAUUUCUUACUAAGCUUUCUCUGAAUGGCAACCACCUGUCAUCCUUACCGAGUCAAUUUUUCAUCAAUACACAUCGCUUAUAUACUCUGGAGUUGGCCGAAAAUGACUUGUCCUCAGUAGAAGACAUAUUUCCUGUAGAUGAUCGGUAUCAUUAUAUUAUUCAUUCUCUAAAAACUGUAAACUUAAAUUCAAAUAAAAUAACUUCGAUCCGAUUUGGUUCAUCCGCAAAAAGCAUUCUUCAUUUAGAUUUGGGUCGAAAUUUAAUCAGCCAUGUCCUGAAUGGCGAUCUUGAAAAUCUAACGUCUCUUACUAAUUUGAAUCUCUCGGGAAAUUCACUCUCAGAAGUUGACGCAGGCUGCUUUAAAUUGCUGGUGAACCUUCAAACACUUGAUUUGUCUCAUACGAAUUUGAAGCAGUUAAAUCAUUCAGUGAAAGGUCUUGGACAGAUGGAAGAGUUCAUUGCCGAUUCUGCAUCAUUAACAUCUUUGGACCAGGAUGAAUUUCUUGGACUGAAUAAUUUGGAAACCAUUUCUCUCAAAAAUAAUAAUUUGAGAUCAAUUUACCCAGCAUUGCAAAAUCUUACCAAUCUGACGACUUUAGACGUAUCAAGUAACAAUAUGACGACGCUGUCUUUAAGCUCUUUACCAACAGAUGAAAAAAAUAUGGUGAAACUGAAAAAGCUGUGGAUGGCGGAUAAUCCAUUCUCCUGUGACUGCAGGCUUUCUUGGAUUUUGGAUUGGCUUAAAGUGAAAGGAUCAACCUUAGAAGAUGAGCCAACGUGCCAAUCACCAGGCAUUCUACAAGGCAGACCGAUUCGAUCACUGAAUCACAGUGACUUGGAAUUUUGGCACGAAAACUGUCCAAAGUUUUGUGAUUGCAUGUGCGAAGCUGAUGGUGAAAACGUGUACACAAAUGUCGACUGUACGAAUAAGAAUCUUAAAGCUAUUCCAGAAGAAUUUCCAAUCAACGUAAAAGAAAUCAAUCUUGAGAACAAUGCCAUAACUUCUUUUUCUGGGUUUUCUGCUAAAAAUUGGACAAACCUAGAAAUUUUAAACGUUGAGAACAAUAGCUUGUGUGAUGCUAAUUUGGAUUUAAGUCCGUCUAUGAAAGUAAUGAAGCUAGCAGGAAAUAAUUUGACAAGACUUCCAUUGAGCAAAUGGAAUACAUCUUCGUCUUUUCAGUUGCUGACUUUGUCAAAGAACCCGUGGAUCUGUGAUUGUCAAGCUUGGGAAUUCAGAGAGUGGUUGGUGAAAUAUCAGAAUUUUAUCAAUGACGUGCAAGAAGUACGCUGCAGUCUUCAAGGACCUCUUUCUGACAGAAUCAUUAUUCAACUUCAGAAAGAGGAAAUGUGUCCCAAUUCCAAGUUUAAAAGAAUUGCUAUGAUUGCAGGUAUUUCAGUGGUAGUUGUGAUCUUUUGCCUCCUCUGCUGUAUAUUUCGGAAAGCACUGGCCGCCAUGUUUUACUCAUGCGGUUGCGGAUGUCUGAAAAAUAAUGAAAAGCAUGAUUACGGUUUCGACGCUUUUCUUCUGUACGCAGAUCAAGAUGAAGAUUUUGCCUUAAACAUCAUUACAGAAGGUUUAGAAACUCGAAUUCCUGAAAUCAAGCUUUUUAUUCCCACGAGGCAAAUCUUCUUGAGCAGUUCACCUGUCAACAUUGAAUCUUCCCUCGCCGAUUGUUGCAAAGUUAUUGUUCUUCUGACAAAGGAAUUUUUAAACAGCGCUCAGUGUAUGCAGCUUUUGAAAGCUUCAAUGUCCUGCUCCAUACAGCAGAGUUCCAAACGUUUUAUAUUUGUGCUCUUGGGAAAAGGCAGCAUUUUGAAAGAUGUUGACUCAACUCUGAAAGCUAUCAUCAACAACAGCGUGUGUCUUCGCUGUGGGGAAAUAUUCUUUUGGCAAAAACUGAGAUACUUUUUGCCAAAAAGGAAUAAAAGCAGACCAGUUGAUGAAGAGAAUAAUUCCUUGAUCCGGAAUGAAGUCUGCAAUUAGCCUCGGCCACUGUACAUUUUCCAGUAAAGAAGCAUUCCAUUUAAUGUAUUUGCAUCUAUAAGCGGAGUAAUUCGCACUUGAUGACUUAUAUUAGCAUUAGCCCUGGAAUAAUGCACUCGUGAUGGUGUUUACACAUCACCAGUCAGUAUUUACUACCUAUAGGUAACUGAACAACAUCAAGAAUGUAUCAUUCUGCAGUUGGCUGUAACCGAUAGUCAUUAUUUGUGGAUUGUUCAGCCUAUAGAUGCAAAUACGUUCAGAUACAAACCUAGAAUUAACGAUUUUUAAAUUGAUGUGCCAUAUUAAAACUAAUAUCGAAAACGCCUAGAUGACCUUUGUAGAUAUUUUAACAUUAAGCAGAUAUAUCCCAUUAUGAUUACUUUCAAUUACACCAGAAGUGAUUGUACAAUUUCCCUAAUGUAAUAAAUCACUUUCAGGAUUUUUAGAGGUAUUUAAAAACGAUUCUGGACAAGUUCUGUUGGUCACAAAUUAACUACAACAUAGCAUUGUACUUUGAGUGAUAAUUAAGUUAAAGCUCUCUAAAGGUGGGUAUACAUUCAGCCAGCCACAAACGAUCCAGUAAAACCACGCAAGCGCAGAAACUGUACAGUUCUCGUCGAGACAAGAAUUUGCUAUUGUCCGCUCUCUCAGCGCAUGCGUAAUCUUUCUUAUGCGUGAUUUACUAGAAUCUUACAAUUGGUCGAAUGUAAACCAAUCUGAAAAUAAAAUGACAAGUAAAAUUUGCAAUGUUGUGUUUGCUGUUAGAUGAAAUACUACUUUAACAUUGUUACUAUUAUGUUACAUCAUUACUACAUCAACAAUAUUACUAUUAUGUUACAUCAUUACAAAAUCAAAGUUGUUACUAUUAUGUUAUAUCAAUACUAAAUCAACAUCGUUACUAUUAUGUUACAUCAUUACUACAUCAACAAUGUUACUAUUAUGUUACAUCAUUACUACAUCAACAUUGUUACUGUUAUGUUAUAUCAUUACUAAAUCAACAUUGUUACUAUUAUGUUACAUCACUACUACAUCAACAUUGUUACUAUUUACAUAAUUACUAAAUCAACAUUGUUACUGUUAUGUUAUAUCAUUACUAAAUCAACAUUGUUACUAUUAUGUUACAUCAUUACUGCAUCAACAAUGUUACUAUUAUGUUACAUCAUUACUACAUCAAUAAUGUUACUAUUAUGUUACAUCAUUACUACAUCAACAUUGUUACUAUUAUGUUACAUCAUUACUACAUCAACAUCGUUACUGGUGAUGUUUCAUCAUUACUACAUCAAGAAUAUUACUGCAACAAUGCUAAAGUGAUUUGGUGCUGAGAUAUUAGACUGUCUGCUGUAAUGUAGGCAGUGUUGUUGUUAUAUCAUUACAGAAGGUGUUUACUGGAAGGGAAGAUGAAUAAAAUCAAUUCAAUAAAUUUUCUAUUCGAUAUUCUUUUUUAAAAAUUAUAAAUCUGCUUUGCAAUUUCCAUGAUAACAGGAAUUUUUGUAAAAUUUCCAAAGAUAUUGAUCAUGUAGUACAUGAAUCGUAGUAGUUUUGUGUUUAGAAAGAGUUCAUUUCAACAGAUUAUUGGUAAAGCAGUGCAUAAGUGAAAAGUCACCGAAUUCACAGGAAUAUAUUGAAAAGAUAUACAAUACCUGUGCCAAUCUUCAUUUUUUUUCCAGAAAAUGCAUUGGUUCCUUUUGAAGAGUGGCUUGUAUUUCAAUCAUGAUGAAAUUUUGCUCUUUGAAAGUCAGUGGUAUAAAGAAAUGAGAUUUCUUCUGUAAAUAUCAGGAAUAAAAUUUUCUCUUGAUAGUU
Molecule: messenger RNA, 5093 nt
Organism: Argiope bruennichi
Lineage: Eukaryota; Metazoa; Arthropoda; Arachnida; Araneae; Araneidae
Product: protein artichoke-like
Exons: 8
Coding region: 432-3293 (953 amino acids)
Biological process (GO): signal transduction
Molecular function (GO): protein binding
Source: RefSeq, a predicted model, not a curated record